CUGCACAGCUCCCAGCGACAGCUCAACAUGUCCAGAGACACAGGGGAAGGGGAGCUGAAAUUGGACUUGAAGAGCUCUCUCUCUGAGUGUAUGAGCGCUCUGGACAUGUUCCUCAACAACAACUUCGAGGAGGCCCUCUGUCACCUUCAGGCAAAGUGUAAGGACAGCAUGUACCACGCUCUCACGUAUGCCACCAUGUUGGAGAUGCAGGCGAUGAUGACAUUUGACCCUCAGGACAUUUUAAAUGCAGGAAAUACCAUGAAAGAGGCUCAGGCUGUCUGCCAGCGAUAUAGGAAGAAAUCCACCGUCGCAGAUUCUUUCAACAAUUUAGUUCACGGACAAAGUCUUGAUCAGUUCACUGAAGAGGAAAUUCACGCUGAGGUUUGCUAUGCUGAGUGUCUACUCCAGAGGGCUGCCCUCACUUUCCUGCAGGACGAAAACAUGGUCAGUUUUAUCAAGGGUGGGAUCAAGGUCAGAAACAGCUAUCAGACAUACAAAGAACUUGACACCCUGCAGAAGUGUGCCAGCUAUGUGAAGGGAGAGAGUCACUGUCACUUUGAGGGUGGAGUGAAGUUGGGCGUUGGGGCGUUUAACCUGACAUUAUCGAUGCUGCCCACCAGGAUACUGCGGCUCUUGGAGUUUGUCGGCUUCUCUGGAAACAAGGAGUACGGGCUGACGCAGCUGCAGGAAGGGGCCACGGCUCUCAGUUUCCGAGCCCUGCUCUGCACUCUGCUUCUUCUGUGUUAUCACACGUUCCUGAGCUUUGUGUUGGGGACCGGUAAAGGAAACAUUGAAGAAGCUGAAAAGUUGCUUCAACCGUAUCUGAACCGUUACCCCAAGGGAGCCAUAUUUUUAUUUUUUGCGGGAAGAAUUGAAGAAAUUAAAGGCAAUAUUGACGCGGCCAUUAGUCGUUUUGAGGAGUGCUGCGAGGCUCAGCAGAGCUGGAAGCAGUUCCACCACAUGUGUUACUGGCAGCUGAUGUGGUGCUUCACAUACAAGCAGCAGUGGAAGAUGGCUUACUUCUACGCCGACCUCCUCAGCAAGGAGAACUCGUGGUCAAAGGCUACAUAUACUUACAUGAAAGCUGCCUAUCUCAGUAUGUUUGAGGGACAGGACUGUAAACCCUUUGGAGAUGACGAAGUGAAGCUCUUUAGGCAGGUUCCAAGUUUGAAACUCAAGAUCGCUGGGAAAUCGCUCCCCACUGAGAAAUUUGCAAUCAGAAAGUCUCGAAGAUACCUGCCCCAGAAUCAUGUCCCUCUACCGGUCCCUCCCCUGGAGAUGAUGUAUAUCUGGAAUGGAUAUGCUGUGAUUGGAAAGCAGAGGGAUCUGACUGAGGCCAUGCUGGAGACUCUGGUCCGGGCAGAAGAAGCUCUGGAAGGAGCCGCAGCCAGUGAUUUCAGGAUGGACGAUCACUGUGUGGUGAAGCUGCUUAAAGGCCUUUGCUUGAAGUAUCUCGGUCGAGAAGACGAAGCAAAAGAAUGUUUCAAAUACAUACACACAAAUGAAAAGAAGAUUAAAUAUGAUCAUUAUUUGGCCCCAAACGCCCUCCUGGAGCUUGCUCUGCUUUACCUACAACAGGACAAGAGGGAAGAGGCGACCAAGCUGCUGGAAACCGCAAAACACAACUACAAGAAUUACUCCAUGGAAUCCCGCACACAUUUCAGGAUACAGGACGCUCUUCUACAAGCAAAAUCUGUUCCACUCAAUGGAUGCAGUUGACUUUCCUCUAGGAAUUCCAUUUUUUCUUAAUUUAUUUAAAUAAAGGGGCCAGGAGGCAAUUAUGGA
Spea bombifrons (plains spadefoot toad) is the source of this 1785-nucleotide messenger RNA. RefSeq names its product tetratricopeptide repeat domain 39A (gene TTC39A). Bases 28 to 1719 code for a protein of 563 amino acids. The transcript has 18 exons. Lineage: Eukaryota; Metazoa; Chordata; Amphibia; Anura; Pelobatidae. Gene Ontology annotation, molecular function: protein binding. The record is from RefSeq and is a predicted model, not a curated record.